CUUUCAUACACCUUCACUUUCACCUUAGACCCAGACUUAGCGGCCAUGGAAUCGACGUGCGCACUUUGCGGUGUCUCUAUUUGCUGGGAAUCUCCGGAGCGGUGGUUACGAGAGUUUCGAGCUGUUUACACACAUAAUCGCAACUGGAGCGAUAUCAAGCUGUCCGGCGUAGGCAUCGCAUCUGAGGAAAGUUUCACCGCCAUUUGUCCAGAAGACUCCGACAGGAAGCACGAUGAUGAAGACCUAGCCGAUGACGACACUGUGUAUAUCGGCCUCGGCAGUUCUAGCCUGAGGACUGAAUCCAUUUCAGGUCUACAGCCUCCUGAGUUCACCGGUUUCGGCAUCCAUUCCGCCUGCUGGAACCUGUUGACAAGGUUGUUUCAGCCGGAUCUAGAGCUUCUUUUCCAUGCCUGUCUCUCCAUGCCAAUCGGCCCCCGAGAUACCGUAGACUGGGGCCAUGAUUAUGACAGCGCUGCUUUUUAUUCCAAGGGCCCCGUUCCCGAGAUUGACUGCUAUGAUCCAGGCACGAUGGCUCUCUUCAACGAGCUUUGCGGAGUAUAUACCAACUUGAAAGCCUCCCACCACGCCUGGACCCGCCAGAAGAUAGGCCUGACAUAUUCAAUUAUUACCGACAAAGAUUCUUCACUUGAUCAUCACCAGCUUACCAUCAACCGACCGUCACGCACAUUCGCUACGCUUGAUCUUCCGGAAGUGUUCUGGGCAUCUCGAUUUGGCAGGGGCCAUGAGUUUCACUGUGUCUUUGAAUCAUUAGAAAAUCACCCCAAAACUUGGAGGACAUUUUACAUAAUGCUCCGAAUGCUCGAUCUGUCCGUCCCGGCCCUUCAAAACCGACACCGCGUCUGGAGCCUCGCGCUGAGGCUUCGAUCAUUACUUGAUCAAAUGGCUGGCGUUGCAUGUCAAGGCCAAUCCCGUGCUACCUUUUUUGAACCGGAAGGUGUUCCAAAUGGAGAUCAAAAGCAUUGGAGCACUGCAGGUCGAGCCGUUCGUCCUCCAACAAGAACGCCAUUUUACUCCGGGUGUCUACCUCUACGAUCUCGCCAGGUGACCUGGGUAAGCCCUCUUCGGGUCUCGCGAUUGAUGCUAUCUUUUAUUUCUAUAAAUGGUGACAGGUACAUCUCUGGUCUACGAUUCGUCAAGGAACAAGGAGGGGAUGACUGCUUGGGAUACAUUCAUCCUGCCACAGAAGAGCCCAUCUCCUUGCCUCGGCCUGGGGAAAUUCGUGAAUGGUGGUUCGGCGUGGACUCGCGAGGCAUAAAGGCCAUCUCGUUGAAGACUGAAAGUGGGUGGAAUUCGCCGUGGUAUUCACUUCCGUUCACCACCUGUUUCUUCGGGGGGGCUGAGAAUCCUGCACCAUCGACAUUGAUCCAGGUUGUUGCUCAUACAUACGACAUGUUCACCCUUGCAGGUCUCGAGUUUAUUCACACAGAUGAUUCCAAAAACAUUCUACUCGGCCAUCGCGGACCAUUCGAGAAGAUGCCGGGCAACAGAGUCUAUGCCUACUCUGAGGAUCGUCGUCUCCCCUUCUCCAUCGAUGGGCCUGGCGGGGAGCGAAUCAUCGGCAUGCAGGUCGAGAAAAGCUGGGGUAACGUCCGGGGUAUCAAGUUAGAAACAAACCGUGACCGAGUCAUUGGCUACGGCCCGGAGAAUUCAAGACCUAAUAGUGAGAACUGGAUCACGGUCAAGCCUUGUGGUUCUCUAGUAGUUGGAAUAUUUGCUCAAUGCGGUGCAACGCUCUCGAACUUUGGUCUUCUCUCAAUCGAUGAGAUUGACCAGAUGGUAAAACGGUAG
Messenger RNA from Clonostachys solani, 1809 nucleotides. NCBI's taxonomy places the organism in Eukaryota, Fungi, Ascomycota, Sordariomycetes, Hypocreales, Bionectriaceae. The record is from the annotation of a GenBank genome assembly.